This is a messenger RNA of Scleropages formosus (Asian bonytongue), 994 nucleotides long. RefSeq names its product IQ motif containing K (gene iqck). Bases 13 to 831 code for a protein of 272 amino acids. Gene Ontology annotation, molecular function: protein binding. The transcript has 8 exons. NCBI's taxonomy places the organism in Eukaryota, Metazoa, Chordata, Actinopteri, Osteoglossiformes, Osteoglossidae. The record is from RefSeq and is a predicted model, not a curated record.
UCGGAACACGUGAUGGCGAAAGGUGUCGGGCGGAAAUCCUUGUGGCAGCAGGUUUGUGAGGAGUACGAGCAGGAGCUGCCGACCCCCCCGGCGGCACACGGCUGGGCAGACGGAGAUCCGGCCGCCACUGCCAGCAAACAGUCCCCGGGUGUCUGCCCUGCGAUCCAGUUCCUGGAGAGAACCGUCUUCCCUGUGUUGCUGCCUGGGCUGGAGGCCGUGCUGAUGGAAGCGCAGAAACAGUGCUGCCUGGAGAAAAGGAGGACCCGGUUCAACGCCUGUGACUUCUUGGCCGAGUGGCUCUACAACCACAACCCCUGCAGGGUGGGACAGGGACCCCCAGUAAGAUUCCUGGAGAUCCCUUUUGUUCGGGACUGGCUGAGCAAGCAUCCUCGGCCACCCACCCCCCUGUCCUUGCUGCUGUCGGAGGAUGAGGCGGCGGUUCUGAUUCAGUCCUACUGGCGUGGUUACAAGGUGCGCAUCCUCCCCGACGUGCAGGAGCUGCGCGAAUGGCAGAGGGAGCUCCGCGCCGAGAGCCGUGACACCGCAGCACCGCCGCCGGGCUUCUGCACCCAGCAGGAGGGCAGAGCGGGGCGUGAGAUCGAGGACCUGGAGGGAUCCAUGCAGCCCAACAGCUCGGGGGUCUCCAUUCUGGUGUUGUCACCCAGCCCGCAGAGCAUCGCGGCCCUGUCGCCGACUGCGCAGCUGACGCAAGACAACCAUGACGCGGUGCAGGGUGCGGAGUCCACUGAUCCACCUGCUCAGGAUACGCAGUCGUUGCAUGUACCUGGUCAGAGUGUCAGCCUGUUUCCCCCUCUUUUGUCAUAUAAGUAGGAUUUGUGUGCUCGCCGGACACUGACUGCAAGGGCUGGUCAGGUUUUUCCCCCAUAUUCGGGCUCCUCAGCAUAUGAACGCACCCGAGACUGGAAGUCUGUUUGUAACUCAUUUUGUUUGUAAGUCUAGUCAUUUUGUUUGUAAGUCUAAAGUCACUUUUACC